AUGACCGAAUACAAACAGUGUAGCUAUUCCCACCACAAGGUAAUCAAACAAGCUAAGCGUCAGUAUAGAGACAAAGUAGAGUCGCAAUUCAACGGCUCAGACACAAGAGCCCACUCCCCAGCCCCCCUCAGCCCACUUCUCAGCCCACUCCCUGCCCACUCCCCAGCCCCUUCCUCAGCCCACUCCCCAGUCCCCUCCCACUCCCCAACCCCCUCUCUAGCCCCCUCCCCAGACCCCUCCCCAGCCCACCCCCAGCCCCCUCCUCAGCCCACUCUCCAGCCCCCUCUUCAGCCCACUCCCCAGCCCACUCCCCAGUCCCCUCUUCAGCCCCCUCCUCAGCCCACUCCCCAGUCCCCUCCUCAGCCCACUCCCCAGUCCCCAGUCCUCCGCCCACUCCCCAGUCCCCUCCUCAGCCCACUCCCCAGUCCCCUCUUCAGCCCCCUCCCCAGCCCCCUCUUCAGCCCCCUUCAGCCCACUCCCCAGUCCCCUCUUCAGCCCACUCCCCAGUCCCCUCCUCAGCCCACUCCCCAGUCCCCUCUUCAGCCCCCUCCCCAGCCCCCUCUUCAGCCCCCUCUUCAGCCCACUCUCCAGUCCCCUCUUCAGCCCACUCCCCAGUCCCCUCUUCAGCCCACUCCCCAGUCCCCUCCUCAGCCCACUCUCCAGUCCCCUCUUCAGCCCACUCCCCAGUCCCCUCCUCAGCCCACUCUCCAGUCCCCUCUUCAGCCCACUCCCCAGUCCCCUCCUCAGCCCACUCUCCAGUCCCCUCUUCAGCCCACUCCCCAGUCCCCUCCUCAGCCCCCUUCCCAGCCCCCUCUUCAGCCCACUCCCCAGUCCCCUCCUCAGCCCACUCUCCAGUCCCCUCUUCAGCCCACUCCCCAGCCCCCUCUUCAGCCCACACCCCAGCCCCUCUUCAGCCCACUCCCCAGCCCCCUCUUCAGCCCACUCCCCAGCCCCCUCUUCAGCCCACUCCCCAGCCCCCUCUUCAGCCCACUCCCCAGCCCCUCCCUCAGCCCACUCCUCAGACCCCUCCUCAGCCCACUCCCCAGCUCCCUCUUCAGCCCACUCCCCAGCCCCCUCUUCAGCCCACUCCCCAGCCCCUCUUUAGCCCACUCCCCAGCCCACUCCCCAGCCCCCUCUUCAGCCCACUCCCCAGUCCCCUCCUCAGCCCACUCCUCAGCCCCCUCCUCAGCCCCCUCCUCAGCCCACUCCCCAGUCCCCUCCUCAGCCCCCUCCUCAGCCCACUCCCCAGCCCCCUCCUCAGCCCACUCCCCAGUCCCCUCCUCAGCCCCCUCCUCAGCCCACUCUCCAGUCCCCUCUUCAGCCCACUCCCCAGUCCCCUCCUCAGCCCCCUUCCCAGCCCCCUCUUCAGCCCACUCCCCAGCCCCUCUUCAGCCCACUCCCCAGCCCCCUCUUCAGCCCACUCCCCAGUCCCCUCCCCAGCCCACUCCCCAGCCCCCUCUUCAGCCCACUCCCCAGCCUCCGUAA
This is a messenger RNA of Oncorhynchus nerka (sockeye salmon), 1485 nucleotides long. RefSeq lists its product as uncharacterized. The transcript has 2 exons. The coding region runs from base 1 to 1485 and encodes 494 amino acids. The record is from RefSeq and is a predicted model, not a curated record. Lineage: Eukaryota; Metazoa; Chordata; Actinopteri; Salmoniformes; Salmonidae.